Molecule: messenger RNA, 259 nt
Organism: Chiloscyllium plagiosum (whitespotted bambooshark)
Lineage: Eukaryota; Metazoa; Chordata; Chondrichthyes; Orectolobiformes; Hemiscylliidae
Source: RefSeq, a predicted model, not a curated record
UAAAUCUGCUGAGCUUGAAGAAGAGUUGAAAACUGUGACCAACAACCUGAAGUCACUGGAGGCUCAGGCUGACAAGUAUUCGCAAAAGGAAGACAAGUAUGAGGAGGAAAUCAAAGUCCUGAGUGACAAACUGAAGGAGGCUGAGACUCGCGCUGAGUUUGCAGAGAGGUCUGUCGCCAAGUUAGAAAAAUCCAUUGAUGAUCUGGAAGGUAUGAUUGUAAAUCACUUCCCAAAUAACCUCUGAUUUAAUGAGGGCCUU